Messenger RNA from Penicillium taxi, 1077 nucleotides. RefSeq names its product tryptophan synthase beta subunit-like PLP-dependent enzyme. Gene Ontology annotation, molecular function: L-serine ammonia-lyase activity; threonine deaminase activity; pyridoxal phosphate binding. Bases 1 to 1077 code for a protein of 358 amino acids. Gene Ontology annotation, biological process: L-threonine catabolic process; L-serine catabolic process. NCBI's taxonomy places the organism in Eukaryota, Fungi, Ascomycota, Eurotiomycetes, Eurotiales, Aspergillaceae. The transcript is spliced from 2 exons. The record is from RefSeq and is a predicted model, not a curated record.
AUGACAGACGAGAUCAAAACCCCUUGGAUAGAAACGCCUCUGGUGAGAUCGACUAAUUUGUCCAGAGCUGCUGGCUGUAAUAUAUUCCUGAAAUUGGAAAAUACGCAACCUUCCGGAUCCUUUAAAUCGAGAGGAAUUGGCUACUACAUAGUGUGCAAAUUGAAAGCUCUUCGCAAAGAACGAAAUGAACCUUCAGCCAAGGCCCACUUCUACAGCUCUUCCGGCGCCAACGCCGGGCUGGCAUGUAUUCACACUGCAAAUUUAUUCGGAUGCAAAACGACCAUCGUAACCCCAAUGUCGACGUCGGCAUUUUUGCGUGCAAAGCAAAGGCAGGCUGGAGCUGUGGAGGUCAUCCGGUACGGAAACACCUGGCCAGAAGCUGAUGACUAUCUAAGAGAGACUGUCAUGAUGAAACCUGGAACUAUCGAUGAAACUCGUAUAUAUGUCCCGCCGUUUGACGCACCAGAGCUUUGGCAAGGCAACUCUACCAUGAUGCACGAAAUUGUCAGGCAGCUGGGCGAGGCGACAAGUCAUUACCCCAUGAACACAGCACCAGAAAGGAAUGGUAGUACGGCUACAGAGCUCACACCUAAAAUUGAUGCUGUUAUAUGCAGUGUUGGUGGUGGUAGUAUGUUCUGCGGGUUAAUGCAGGCGAUCGAGGAAUUGCACCUGAAAGACCGCACCCAGGUGAUUACUGUGGAGGCAGAUGGAGUUGACUCGCUGGCACAAUCUGUAGCAAAGAGGGAACGCAUCACUUUGUCUAGAAUUGGUAGUUUGGCUACCAGUCUAGGGGCGAGGAGAGUUGCGCAGAGAGCAUUCGAGUAUGGCUUGGAGAAGCACGUACGAACAGUUGUUCUGCCCGACGCUGAGGCUAUACAAGCAUGUCGUCGGUUUGCUGACGAGGAGCACUACUUGGUAGAGCUGGCAUGUUCUGUGUGUCCUGCCUUGUGCUACAACGGAAAGUUGCCAGACUUGAUCCCUGGGUUUAAUCAGAACACUACGGUCGUGAUUGUCGUCUGUGGCGGAAGCAACAUAUCAUUUGAGAUGAUGGAACAAUAUAUGGCCAGCCUAAGCUAA